AUGCAAGCCCUCCGACGCGCCGCCUCGGCGCUGGCCGCCCGCUCCGCCCAGUCGCAGGCGGUCGCCAGGGCGUUCGCCGCCAAGAGCAUCGCGGAUGGGGGAGAGCCCGGGGCGCACGUGAAGAUGCUGAACCAGAGCCUCUCCGAGGUCGACCCGGAGCUGUAUGACAUCAUAGAGAAGGAGAAGAACCGCCAGUACAAGGGUCUGGAGCUCAUCCCCUCUGAGAAUUUCGUGUCAUCCUCCGUCAUGGAGGCAGUGGGCUCAGUGAUGACUAACAAAUACUCAGAGGGCUAUCCAGGCGCACGGUAUUAUGGAGGCAACGAGUUCAUUGACAUGGCGGAGUCACUUUGCCAGAAACGUGCUCUCGCUACCUACCGCUGCGACCCUGAGAAGUGGGGUGUCAAUGUUCAGUCGCUAUCUGGAUCGCCUGCCAAUUUCCAGGUUUAUACAGCUCUUCUUCAGCCCCACGACCGCAUCCUUGCUCUGGAUCUUCCCCAUGGGGGACACCUGAGUCAUGGGUAUCAGACAGAGACAAAGAAGAUAUCAGCAACGUCGAUUUAUUUUGAGACAUUUGCAUACCGUCUCAAUGAGCAGACAGGUCUCAUCGACUACGAUGCGCUUGAGGAGCAGGCCAAGUACAUCCGCCCAAAAAUCCUGAUCGCCGGUUUCUCUGCUUAUGCUCGGCACUACGACUAUGCUCGAAUGCGCAAGAUCGCCGACCAGAACAAGGCCAUCUUGUUGGCAGACAUGGCCCACGUGAGUGGGCUGGUGGCCGCAGGGGUCAUCCCGUCGCCCUUCGAGUUUGCAGAUGUUGUGACGACCACGACCCACAAGAGCCUGAGGGGCCCCCGGGGGGCGAUGAUCUUCUACAGGAAGGGGCAGAAGGGGACAGGGAAGGAUGGGAAGCCGAUUAUGUAUGAUUUUGAAAGCAAGAUCAACUUUGCGGUCUUCCCAGGGCUGCAGGGCGGGCCACACAACCACACCAUCUCUGGCCUGGCCUGUGCCCUGAAGCAGGCCCAGACGCCCGAGUUCCGGGCCUACCAGGAGCAGGUGCUCAGCAACUCCAAAGCCCUGGCAGCAGGCCUGGCCUCGCGGGGCUACGAGCUGGUGUCAGGUGGCACCGACAACCACCUGCUGCUGCUGGACCUGCGGCCAAAGGGGGUGGAUGGCGCACGGGUAGAGCGGGUGCUGGAGCUGGUGCACAUUGCCUGCAACAAGAACACAGUGCCAGGCGACAAGAGCGCCAUGGUGCCUGGCGGCCUGCGGAUGGGCACCCCUGCCCUCACCUCCCGAGGCUUCGUGGAGUCGGACUUUGAAAAAGUCGCCGAAUUUGUGGACCGCGGGGUGAAGAUCGCCGCCGCCGUCAAGGACAAGGCUGGUCCCAAAGUAAAGGACUUCAAGGCCUACAUCGACAGCAACCCACCAAAGGAGCUGGGCGAGCUAAGGGCAGACGUUGAAAAGUUUUCCAAGCAGUUCCCCACGAUAGGGUUCAGCAAGGAGUCAAUGCGGUACAAGGAUUGA
Ostreobium quekettii is the source of this 1521-nucleotide messenger RNA. The record is from the annotation of a GenBank genome assembly. NCBI's taxonomy places the organism in Eukaryota, Viridiplantae, Chlorophyta, Ulvophyceae, Bryopsidales, Ostreobiaceae.